CAGCUGUAUUGUUUGUUUGUUUGUUUGUUUUGCUCAAUAAACGGAAACGGAUGGACGCUGUAUUCCCUUCGCAUGGUGCUGCAAUAAAACGAAUUGUAUUAUGCUGCAAACCAAAGACACGCCUGCAGAAAUGUUGUUGAAACAACACACAGCAAAGGAACCAGGAAGUGAACAUUCAAAGAUUUGAUUGGCUGACUGUGCUCAACCACAGCAUUAUGGAUGGCUUCUCAGGAGUCAUCACCACCAUCUCCAAGCUCACCAAAAUGUGCGUCCUGCGGCUGACUUCCGACAACCUGUUCUUCGUUUUGUCCGAGAAAGUGGCCAACGGAGGGGUGAGCAUGUGGUGUGAACUGUCUCAGGCCAACUUCUUCGAUGAGUACCAGAUGGAGGGCGUGUCCACUGAGGACAAUGAGAUCUGUCUGGAGGUGACUCCGGAGAAUCUGUCCCGGGCCCUGAAGACAGUCCAGAACGCCAAAGCCGUCAAACUCAAGCUGACCAAGAAGCACUGCCCCUGUCUCACCAUCGCUGCCGAGCUGCCCACCCUGUCGAGCAUCAGUCGCGUCGUCACUCAUGACGUUCCAGUCGAUGUCAUCCCGCGGAGACUCUGGCACGAGUUCAAAGAGCCGAACAUGCCGGACUUUGACGUCAGUAUCUACCUGCCUCCUCUGAAGACGAUGAAGAACGUCGUGGACAGAAUGAAGAACCUCUCCAACUUUCUGGUACUGGAGGCCAACCUGAACGGAGAGAUGAACCUGAAGAUUGAGACAGAUCUGGUUUCUGUUACUACUCACUUCAAAGACCUGGGAAACCCUCCGUGGGGUGAGGACGCCUCACAGGAUGGGGGUCCGUCUCAGAGCAGGGACCCUCAGGCCAUGGCCCAGGCGCGGGUGGACAUCAGGAAGCUGCAGCAGUUCCUCAUGGGUCAGCAGGUCAACCCCAGCAAGGCCAUGUGCAAUAUCGUCCACGAGCGGGUCGUCCACCUGAUUCUGCUGCAUGAAGACAUGUCGCUGCAGUAUUUCAUCCCCGCUGUGGCGUAAGACCAGUGGUUCUCAACUGGUGGGUCAAGACCCAAAAGUGGGCCAUGUGGCUGUUUACUGUGUGGGUUUUUGUUCUGUCACAUUUCGUUCCCCCUGAGGACCAAACUGCACUAUUUUUCAUAACAUAAAUCUGAAAAACUAGACCAGAAGAGAACCUCUGGCGUUGUCGCAGAGCAGAACCACAACAGACUGUGGACCUGUGUGAGGCAGAAAACGACUCCCUGAGACAGCUCACCAUGUCUGUGAGUCUGAGGUUGUUUCCAGUCGUCGCUCUGUUCUCUGGAAGACUCGUAACACUGACCUCUGGUUGAAGUACAGACAUGCUGGAAAACUUUAUCGAAGAGGACAGUGAAAAAGGUGACACUUUGAUCCUUGAGAAAAUACAAAAAGUUGCGUUUAAGUUGUUUUUCCAUGUUGAGAUUUUGCAAUAAAGCUACAGAGAAAUGGA
Labrus bergylta (ballan wrasse) is the source of this 1485-nucleotide messenger RNA. Lineage: Eukaryota; Metazoa; Chordata; Actinopteri; Labriformes; Labridae. The record is from RefSeq and is a predicted model, not a curated record.